AUGUCUGGAGAUGCCGCGGACGAGGGCUGGCGAGGCAGAGGUCGCACGCGACGGGGAGAAAUGAGCCAGAACAAUCACCCGCCAGCACAACCGCAGAUACAGUCUCAAGUACAGCCUCCACAGGAUGAUCUUCAGCAGCAGCAGCAGCAGCUACCAGCAACUAAUAAAAUCAACUCCUCCUCAUCGCCAGACUUGUCUUCUCCCAAUCUAUCCGAGUGUGAGAGUGUGCCCACGCCCGCUCAUUUUCAUUCCCGGGUUUCCACGCCUAAUCCAGAGGCUCCACAUGCUGCGCCUACUGCUGGCCCAACCACCACUGGUGCUGCUCCAGCUCCAGCUCCAACUCCAGCUCCAGCUCCAGCUACGGAUGCUGACGUAAAAAGCGACAAACAAACCGACGCUCCCACCACAGGCGCCGCCAAGGUGAAACGCACCCGCCGAAAGAAAGAAGACAAGGAGCCAAAGGUGGCCAAAGAGAAAGAUAAAGACGCAAAACCCCGCAGACGUCGCACCAGUAAUGGUAAAAAUAAUGCUACCAAUACCUCUGCCAAUAACAGCAAUAAUCCGAACCAGCAACUCUCUCCCGUCAUCAGCAACGACAACGCCGAUCGCGGAGCAUCACGCAAACGAGCCAAGCUGGAACAUCCCCGGGAAAGCAACAAGCCCCUGGCCCCUGCGCGGCAGUCCAAGAUCACUGACCUCGUUACGCCCAAUGCCGAUUCUUCUUCUUCUUCUUCUUCUUCUUCUUCUUCUUCUUCUUCUGCUCCUGCUGCUGCUGCUGCUGCUGCUGCUGCUGCUUCGGUUGCUUCUGCUCCCUCUACUCCGGUGCCUUCGACGCUUUCGCCCUCUCUCCCGGCCUCGUCAGCCGCCUUCCACCUGGGUGCUCCAGCCUCAUCUGCACCUUCCGUCUCGCCCCCGCUCCAGCCACACCUCCAGCCACACCACCCCCAUGCCCUUUCCCAAAACGGCACCUAUGACGCCUUCCCCGCAAAUGGCAGCUCCCGCCCUCCGUUCCACCCCUAUCACCUGCAGCCCGCCCCGCCCUCCACCCCCCAGCAGCAGCAGCAGCAGCAGCAGCAACAGCAGCAACAGCAGCAACAGCAGCAACAACAACAGCAGCAGCAGCAGCAGCAGCAGCACCAACAACAACAACAGCAACAACAACAGCACCCUCCUGCCCAGCGCUCCAGCGGCCAGAACUAUGACCCCAUCCGCUCCGCUUUCGAUAACUCCUCCAUCGCAGCUCCCCAUGUAUCCACCUCGUCCAAGAUCUCUCUCCCCCCCACUCACAGCCAGUUCGGACCCCCACCCAACACGAGGACGCCCCCUCCCCGUCCGGUGUACCGUGCCAGUGCAUCUCCCGCCAUCUCCAGCAUCAUCGACCCUCCAAUCCAGCCGUCGAGCUCAGCGCCACCUCCAUCCCAGCCAACCGUUCCCAACAACCAACAAACGAAGCCUUCUCCAGAGAACAACCAUCCCAGUAUUCAUUCCCCUCCCCCAGCCACGAUGACCGCCAUCACCCCUCCCAACACAGCAAUACCCAUCCAGCAACCAAAAGCCAUGCAUGAACCAGAACCAUCCCCAUCCAUCUUGCAAGAACCCAUCGCCAUGGACAUCGACAGCCUGAACAACACCGCACCAACCCCAACCCCUAUCCAACCUCCCCCCGCUUCCACAAAACCAACGUUAACAACAACGACAACCAAAAAACCCUCUGUCCCCUCCACGGGGCCCCCCUCCACAGCUCCCACAGCCUCACCCCCCAAGCCCUCCCGCUCCAACGUCAAAGAGACCCCGCGUGCCCCGCUCCCCUCCGGCUCCGGCCUCCUAUCCGGCACCCUCUUCGGCGCCAUCGACUCCACCAACCCCUCCAACUCAUCACCCUCCUCCACCAAGUUCACCCCAAACAUCAUCCUCCACAUCCCCCUCCAAGGCAAAACGAACCAGGUAAUUAACUUCACCCGCCUGGCAGAGGAGCAGUAUGGCUUUGACGCAUUGCAUCCGCGUCUGGCGGCACAGCGCGAGCGGAUGGCAAGGGUAAAUGCGGCUAGUGCGGCGUUGGAGAGGAAUGAAAGGGGUGCGAAAGGUGGCAGUGGCGGGAAUGAUAGUGCCGCGGAGGAGGAUUUGAGUCUCAUAGAUAUCGAGAGGGAUAGUGAUGGCGAUGGCGACAACGAUGGUGAUGUGAUCAUGUCUGGUAUGGGGCGUGCGGGCGCGAAUGGACAUGCGGGGAGUGACGUUAGUGUCGGUGCUGGCGCCAGCACAGCUGCAUCUACGGCUGCAGCAACCCUUGCGGGAACAAAGAAGAAACGCCGACGAAAAAUCGAAGAAUAUGACCGUGAUGACCCCUUCGUUGAUGAUAGCGAGCUUGCAUGGCAGGAACAGGCGGCUGCUAGCAAGGAUGGGUUUUUUGUCUACAGCGGUCCGCUGAUCCCGGAGGGGGAGAAGAUUUCUGUUGAACGCGCCGACGGCUCCAUAAAACGAGGCCGUGGCCGCGGUCGCGGUGGCGGCGCAGGUUCCGGUGCAGGUGGUGCUGGCUCGCGUACGCGCGGUGGAGCCGCCGCUGCGAAUGUCGGACAGCACGUUGCGGGCUCAUCUGGGCAUGAUGGUGGUGCUGCUGCUGCUGGCGGCGGCGGCAGCGGCGGUAGUGGAAGAGGUGGUGGCGGAUCGUCCAGGGGAGGUGGUGGGACGGUGCGCAAGGCGCGUGUGACGAAGGCGGGGAGGGAGACGAUGCUGAAGGAGAAGAUGGAGAGGCAGAAGAUGGGGUUGGAGUUGGCGGGGAAAGGUGGGGCUGCGGCUGCGGCUGCGGCUGGGGUUGGUGUUGAUGGGAAUUCUGGGGUUGGGGAUGGUGGUGAUGGUGGUGGUGUAGGUGUAGGCGGAGGCAGAGGGGAAGGUGGAGGGGGUGCGGGUGUGAAUGUUAGUGCUGUGGGUGUAUAG
Paracoccidioides lutzii Pb01 is the source of this 2931-nucleotide messenger RNA. RefSeq lists its product as hypothetical. The coding region runs from base 1 to 2931 and encodes 976 amino acids. Gene Ontology annotation, biological process: mRNA 3'-end processing. Gene Ontology annotation, molecular function: RNA polymerase II complex binding. The record is from RefSeq and is a predicted model, not a curated record. The transcript has 3 exons. Gene Ontology annotation, cellular component: RNA polymerase II, holoenzyme.